AUGAGGGUAUUGGACGUACUAAUAAAAUCGGCCACACUCUUGUCGCUGGCGUCUCCGGUAUGCGGUAAGUCACCGAUUGCCUUGUGGAAAAUAUCAAGAAGCCAAAUAACGCUAGAUCGUCAUAUAGCACGGUCCGAUAAAAGUCCAUUUCGUCUGCAAAAUGCAAUUAUCAACACACCAUCAAGACCCGAUGGAGCCUUGUCGCACUUCAACAUCACCGCUAGCAUUGACGGCAAGCAUCAGAACCUGACAUUCGUGCUCGAGAGUAGUCGUGCCGGGGCUGAAUCCACCCACGUACAAUAUCUCGAUAUCGACGGAAAUACCAAGCAUGUUGAAAAAUCAAGCUAUAAUACGACAAAAGGAUCGGUCUGGAUACAAUCCGCGGGUCGACCUGCGAAGAAUGUCGGAUGGGCUAGAAUCGUUCUCAUUCGCGAUGGACGACCUCCAUUAUUCGAAGGGACCUUUACCAUUCGGUCGAAGCAGUACGAGAUAAAGAUACAGAAAUCGCACAAAGAUACUACAAAUGGGGGCUCAGACGAGAUCGUUGUUCAUCACGUUCCUUCUACCGAUGUCAUGGGCAGCUCCAGCACCGAUCAGGUGUUACUUCAGACAGGCUGUAUGACAACGCCAGAGAUCUCCCUGGACAGACGAAACCUACAGAGUCGCGAGGAGAGCUACGUGGACCAUAUUGGAAGCGCAGCAGGAUGUCCUCAGUCUCGACAAAUCGCCUACAUCGGUGUGGCGACAGACUGUUCGUACUCUGCGGCGUUCGACUCACUCGACGACGUCCACAGAAACAUAGUAAACCUGGUCAACACCGCCUCCGUCGUCUUCGAAAACAGCUUCAACAUCUCCCUCGGCCUGCGCAACCUGACCAUCAGCGACGGUCAAUGUCCAAACCGCACUUCCGAGCGUACCGCAUGGAACUCGCCGUGUUCAAGCGGUGACAUGAACUGGCGUUUGAAUCGCUUCUCAGCCUGGCGUGGCAGCAUCCAAGACACAAACGCAUACUGGACCCUGAUGACGGACUGUCACAACUCUCGUGCUGAGGUUGGCGUGUCCUGGGUGGGGGAUCUCUGCAACCCGGGGUCUGGAAACUUUUACAGCUCGCAGUCUGGUGUCGGCGCUAAUGUUGUUGGUCGAACAAGUGCCCAAUGGCAGGUAUUCACACACGAAGCGGCGCAUAUGUUCGGGGCGGUCCAUGACUGUGACUCGGACACCUGUGAGCAGAGCAGUAAUAACACGUGCUGCCCAUUCUCGGCCUCAACCUGCGACGCCAAUGCCCAGUACAUCAUGAACCCCUCGUCCAGCAAAGCCAUGUCGCGCUUCUCCCCGUGCACGAUAGGCAAUGUAUGUUCUCGUCUGGGCUCCGGAAACGUCAACACGCACUGUCUAGUUCCAGAUAGCCCCGGCAUCAACACUACUGGCGUGAACGGCGGACAGUGUGGGAACGGUAUUCUCGAGCCAGGAGAAGCCUGUGAUUGCGGACACGGCGUGUGUGAUGAGGUCAAGGCGCGAUGCUGCGACAUGAUGACAUGCCAGUGGCGAGGUGGGAAUGAAUGCGAACGAUUCAAUCCCGGAAGUGGCGAUAACAACGGCUCCUGGGCACAGAGACAUCUUGGGCUGGUUAUCGGGCUUUCUGUUGGUCUGGGAGGUGGCUUGAUAUUGUUGGCUUUGGUGAGCGUGGGUAUCUAUAGCUGGCGACGCCGGAGAGUCGGAAAACGGCUCAGUUCGCUGAGUAGUGCAGGCAGCUUUUAG
Molecule: messenger RNA, 1758 nt
Organism: Aspergillus terreus NIH2624
Lineage: Eukaryota; Fungi; Ascomycota; Eurotiomycetes; Eurotiales; Aspergillaceae
Exons: 2
Coding region: 1-1758 (585 amino acids)
Biological process (GO): proteolysis
Molecular function (GO): metalloendopeptidase activity
Source: RefSeq, a predicted model, not a curated record